UUGUGAAGAUUUUAUAAACAUUGGAAAGGAAACAACAGUUCAAAAACUUCUAUUUUUCUGAAAAAGAAAUCAUGAGUAGUUCCUUAAGUGCCCAGGAACAGGUCAACUCGAGAAACGAAAAAGGUCACUUACACAAAAGAUAUGGGGCUUACAUGAAGCCAAGUGCAGCCCAAUGGGACACUGGUUUGGGCCAUCUGAAUGGUGAGAAAUGUAUGACUUGAUUCUGUUCGUUAAAAAAAGUUUUAUCUCUCCUACUCUAAGAAACUCUUCAAUUUUCAUCAUUCUCACCUUUUGCCUUUAGGUUUUCCGAAGGUCAACAAUGAAAAACAGAACGAUGUUUGGUGAGUUUAUACUGCUGGGCCUUACAAAUCAACCUGAACUCCAAGUGAUGAUAUUCAUCUUUCUGUCCCUCACCUACAUGCUAAGUGUCCUAGGAAAUCUGACUAUUAUCACCCUCACCUUACUAGACCCCCACCUCCAGACCCCCAUGUAUUUCUUCCUCAGGAAUUUCUCCUUCUUAGAAAUUUCCUUCACAUCCAUUUUUAUUCCCAGAUUUCUGACCAGCAUGACAACAGGAAAUAAAGUUAUCAGCUUUGCUGGUUGCUUGACUCAGUAUUUUUUUGCCAUAUUUCUUGGAGCUACCGAGUUUUACCUCCUGGCCUCCAUGUCCUAUGAUCGUUAUGUGGCCAUCUGCAAACCCUUGCAUUACAUGACUAUUAUGAGCAGCAGAGUUUGCAUACAGCUAGUGUUCUGCUCCUGGCUGGGGGGAUUCCUAGCAAUCUUACCACCAAUCAUCCUCAUGAGCCAGGUAGAUUUCUGUGUCUCCAACAUUCUGAAUCACUAUUACUGUGACUAUGGGCCUCUCAUGGAGCUUGCCUGCUCAGACACAAGACUCUUAGAACUGAUGGUCAUCCUCCUGGCUGUUGUGACUCUUGUGGUUACUCUGGUACUGGUGACACUUUCUUACACAUACAUUAUCAGGACUAUUCUGAGGAUCCCUUCUGUCCAGCAAAGGACAAAGGCCUUUUCCACUUGUUCCUCCCACAUGAUUGUCAUUUCCCUCUCUUAUGGAAGCUGCAUGUUUAUGUACAUUAAUCCUUCUGCAAAAGAAGGAGGUGCUUUCAACAAAGGAAUAGCUGUACUCAUUACUUCAGUUACUCCCCUGUUGAAUCCCUUCAUAUAUACUUUAAGAAAUCAGCAAGUGAAACAAGCUUUCAAGGACUCAGUCAAAAAGAUUGUGAAACUUUAAAAAAGGAGAUUACACUUCAAUAAAAAAUAUAUUUUCACUUAACAAAUAUGCAUUGAAUGUCUGUAUUUCCAGUGCUAAAUUGGCCCU
This is a messenger RNA of Chlorocebus sabaeus (green monkey), 1336 nucleotides long. Its product is annotated as olfactory receptor 6C4. Gene Ontology annotation, molecular function: olfactory receptor activity; G protein-coupled receptor activity. NCBI's taxonomy places the organism in Eukaryota, Metazoa, Chordata, Mammalia, Primates, Cercopithecidae. Gene Ontology annotation, cellular component: membrane. The record is from RefSeq and is a predicted model, not a curated record. Gene Ontology annotation, biological process: G protein-coupled receptor signaling pathway.